This is a messenger RNA of Cuscuta campestris, 2080 nucleotides long. The record is from the annotation of a GenBank genome assembly. Lineage: Eukaryota; Viridiplantae; Streptophyta; Magnoliopsida; Solanales; Convolvulaceae.
AAGGUAAAAGGAGCCGAUUUUAAAAUUGGUAUUCCCCUUAUUUGGAGCGAAAUGUCGAAAUCACCCCUGCCCCUUUCUAAUUCCUGCGUCUCGUCGAUUUCUGAUUUCGUUAACUUCGAAAAGUUUCUCUUUUUCUACCUAAAGAAAAGGUCUGCAUUUGUCAUCUUCAAUUCUUCAUUACCUCAUCCAAUUGAACUCAUUGAAGAAGAAGAAGAGGAAGAGGCGAAGAGCCUGCGACUCUGCGAGAGGUAACAUGGCGAGUCACUCCGAUUCUCCGUCUAACUCAGUCGACAACAAACUUCAAUCCGCAGCUUCAGAGUCUGUACAACAAUCUGCCGAGGGACUUCAAAGUUCAAAUCUGGAAGCUGCAAAGGAGAAAUAUUCACCAUCCGUAUUUGUAAAUUCAGAACCAAUUCGUGAGGAUCAAGUACAGAAUGCUGUGAAGUUUCUAGCACAUCCAAAAGUUAAGGGUUCUCCAGUCAUGUAUAGGCGUUCUUUUCUCGAGAGAAAGGGCCUCACAAAGGAGGAAAUUGAUGAAGCUUUUCGACGGGUUCCUGAUCCUGCCCCGGCAGUUUCAAGUUCAGAAACAGCUUUUGCAAAUCAAGGUCAAGAUGGGCAGUUGAAAACUUCAUCAAAUUUUCAACCACAGGCCUUGGUUCCAAGUACACAGACAGGACCAGCUUCUGUUGGUAGCUUGGCGAAAGUGGGAUACCUUUCUCAGUUCCAUUGGAGUCAUGUCGUGCUUGCUGUUGGAUUUCUGGGGGCUACAGGAUCUGUCACUGCAGUCUUUUUCAAGAAAUCUAUAAUUCCUCGGUUGAAGUCUUGGAUUCGCAAGGCUGUAUUGGAAGAAGAAGAAACAGAAGAGGGUGCUGUGAAGGGGCAGAGAUUAAAACCGAGUUUGGCUGAAGAAACUGCUAUUGCAGCAAAAGCAGCGGCAGCUGCGGCUGCUGAUGUAGCUCGUGCAAGCCAAGAAAUGGUGGCCUCAAAAUCAGAAGAGAAGAAGUACUUCAUGGAACUUACCGAUCUGUUGAGUCAUCAGGUGCGGGAGAUGAAAUUAUUGACCAGUGCAAUACAGAAGUUGGAAGGACCAAGUAAUAUUUCUCAAACAUACGUUUCUUCUGGAAACCCCCCUUUUUCGGACCAGGAUCGUCGCAAAGUUUCACAAUCUAAUUCUCAGCAAUUCUAUGGAAAUGGCAAAUUGGAUACUGAUGCACGCUCAGGUUCUAUUUUGAACAACACAGCAAGACCUUUGUCACCACCCACAUAUAUGGGACCAUCUGGACCUCAAUAUCCUUCUCCUUACAUGGAGUUAUUGGAAUCUGUUAAGAGAGGGGAGAGACCUUCCAACAUGAGGGAUAUAAACGACCAACCGCCAAAUCCUCAUCAGCCCUUGCCAGAACCAACAACAACAAAGCCUAAGCCAUGGGAAGUCGGUCAAACUCAAAUCUGGAACGGUUCAAGCGGGUUGAUUCAAUCUCAGAAAGGGGGUGACAAUCUCUCGAGCUCUUCCAAUGGAGGUGGUGGUUCAAGAAUCCCAUGGCGGCCACAGACACCUGCCAAGAUUACCGAGAUCGAACCCGAAUAUGAACCAGACUUUGGUUCUUCUGGUAUUCCAACCAACAACAGUGCCCCUCCUCCUCGUUCGUGGGUCCCUCCCCAGCCACCUCCUGUCUCCAUGGCUGAAGCAGCAGCAGCGAUCCGACAACCUAAGAAGUCUCUGUUACAAAAAGACCCAACGGUCGAUGACCAGUCACAGGGGGGCGUGUCUGGUGUUUCUGAAGACUUGCAGAUGAUUACAAAGAUCUCUGAAUCAGGCGGCGGCGGCAUUCCAGAGGGCAAUGGGGAUUUGGCUUCGGGUGAUAGCAUGGCGCCGUAAUCAGAAGCUGGGACAACCUUGGAAUGAAGUGGAAGUCAUAUUGUUUGAAUGAAUGAGAAGAUUAAAUCGGGACGGAGAAAAAAAGAAACUUAAAAGUACAGGCACACUAUGUAGCAAGAUAUAGUGACAAGAUCCAAAUAUCCACUCAUAAAUGAGAUAGAGUUUUUCUUUAAUAAGCUUGAAAAAUAAGCUUUUUAAGACCUA